Molecule: messenger RNA, 1019 nt
Organism: Pocillopora verrucosa
Lineage: Eukaryota; Metazoa; Cnidaria; Anthozoa; Scleractinia; Pocilloporidae
Source: RefSeq, a predicted model, not a curated record
AUGGCGGAUGAACAAGGAGUCUUCUAUCUUGAACAGGUGACAGUAGCGGAAGACAGUGAUGACGAGUUUGCUUAUGAAGAGGUUCCCUUGGAAGAUGAAUAUUCUGUUAUAGAUGGAGAUGAGGAUUUGGAAACAGCUUUUACAACAGUGCAAGAAAAGACUAGUGAUGAAUUGUUAGCGCAAAAGACUGAGCCAGUGAAAGCCACAGUUACAACAAGACCAGAGAUUGUGGAAGAUUUUGUGAGAAAUUUUCUUGUUAAAAUGGGAAUGACAAGAACACUAGAUUGUUUUCAGACUGAGUGGUAUGAGUUGUUGCAAAAAGGAUUACUUAAUGAAGAAGAUGUGAGAGUUGUACCAGACAUUUAUGUGAAAAACCAGCAGUUGGAUGACAUGGUGUCUACUCUCCGUCAAGAAGUAAAUAAAUUCAAGGAAGCUGCUGAAAAGGCAAAGCAGACAUUUGUCAGGUUGAAAAAAGAAAGAGAUUUUCAUCGCAUGCACCACAAGAGAGUUGUUCAAGAGAAGAACAGGCUUAUUACUGACAUUAAAAGACUGAAGAAGCACUAUUCCUCCUAUGAGCCCACCCUUCAGACUCUGAAACACAAAUAUGAGGUGGCCAUGAAGGAGAAAAUGUUGACCAAACUUGAAAGAGACAGAGCAGUUGGACAGAUGACUGGGCUUCAGACAACUCUUCAUCAAGUUGGAGGGAACCAAUCAGAGGUCACUCAAGGGGGAGAGGUUCAGAAAAAAGUGUCACAGUAUCGCCCUUCAGCUGGACGCAGAGAUGAAGCUGAUCCUCAUAUGAUGGUGCAGAGUAAACAUCCAAAGGAUUCAGAAUUCCCUGCUGACAGUCGAGUCAAUCCUCAGCUUGCACAUCACAGGGGCCCGUCUGCGCAUUUGACUCGUUCUUUAGAUUGUGGCUUUAGAUUGAUCCACUGCCGAAAACUUGCUCUGCAUCCUAGAAAACAAGUGUUGGCCACAGUCAGUGAUGACUGGAGCUGGAAGAUGUGGGGUGUGCCAAG